AUGGCUUCAUUACAAGACGACCCAAUUCAGUCUAUCAAACAGUUAGGUUAUUUCUAUCAAAAAGAUGCCGAGCUGGGACGGAGAGUCGAUGCAAUAUUAGCAAAGGUUGGCUACUACUUCAAAAAUAAGCCAGGUUUGACAUUCGCCAAGGUCAACACAUUUCAAAACGAGGUAUAUAAUCAACCCGCCAGAGUAGACUAUGCUAACCCUUUGAAGCAAGUUCGAGACAUUAUCGAGUCCCUCUUUGAACAAUGCUCUUUAGGUCUUUUCAAAUCGUACGGCCCAGGCGAUGACGACUACUGCAUCCUAAAUCGAUUGCACUCGGAGCUACGGGUUCUCAUCGUUAUUCUUUGGGCGAGCGAUUCUUCCGUGGCUUUUCACUCUUGCUCGCACAAGUACCUACUCAACGCCAAUAAGGCCCCGAUUGGCUUAUUAAGGAUCCCUCCUGACAAACUCGCAAUCCCCGAAAUUACAAGAGUGAAUGUGAACCUGGACAAGGGUGGAUUGAGAUCUAUCUUAGAUGGACGAGUUGGGUUUCGGAUCAUGAGCGGCCAAGCCAUUUUUCUCGGAUUUGUCGCGCCCGAUGAGCUUCAGCAUUGGGCCAAGAUGACCCUGCCCAAACUGGUUGAGCUCCAAGAAAUUGUGAGGGAGAUGCAGACACAGAGCAAUAAAAUUGGAACAAAUUUCGAAUUCAAAGAACCUAGAGACAGCAACAGAACGCAUUAA
Clonostachys rhizophaga is the source of this 726-nucleotide messenger RNA. Lineage: Eukaryota; Fungi; Ascomycota; Sordariomycetes; Hypocreales; Bionectriaceae. The record is from the annotation of a GenBank genome assembly.